GUGCUUCCUGAUCUGUCUUAACACGACACCAGCUGUCUCUAGCUCAAGUGGUUUCGUUUAGAACACACAGAGCACUGCUGUUAUUAAGGAUGUGGCUUUGAGGCUUUGUCUGAUUCAGCCAGGCAGUUCAGCGAACACGAACCACACCAUCUAUAUGGUAAGAUUAAGCGGCACGCCCGCAGAUAUUCGGUGAUUUGCCUAAAAACAGGAAACUUCCUCAAACUUUUCGCAUUUAGCUCAGACCCCUUUAUAGACUCGCAGCCAAAUAACCAUCAGCAUUAGCUGAAGCAGGAGCACCAUGGAUGUAGAGGUCAUGAUGUACACCUUGUUGGAGGUUCUUCUUGCUGUUUGCUGCUGUUUCGGUAAUAUGUUGGUGAUUUUGGCACUGUGGACCAGUAAGUGCAUCAAGCAGCCUACCUUCUGCCUGAUCGUCUCUCUGGCUGUGGCUGACUUCAUGGUGGGCUGUGUGGCUAUUCCUGCGGCCGUGUUGGUGGACGGAAAAGUGAAGACUUCAUUCUACGGCUGUGUCUUCCUCAGCUGUGUGGAGAUCCUGUUCACGCUGGUGUCAGUUCUGUGUCUCGCGGCGAUUGCGGUGGACCGAUUCCUGCGGGUGUGCGUCCCUCUCAGGUGAUGGUGUAAUCCUUUUUUUAAACAUGCAAAGAAAACAAAAGCAAUACAUGUUGUGUUAUUUUAUGGAGAAACUACAUUUUGGCUCUACAUUGUGUACAAAGGUUUCAGCCUCUUUAUGGUUUACAUUGGAAAAAACCAACAAGUUGUGCAAAUACUUCAAUAUUAAUACCAAUCAUUAACCCUUUUAGGUACAAAAGGACCGUAACGCAGAGACGCUCCUGGCUCGUCGCCACAGCAUGCUGGCUUGGUGCGAUACCGUUAAGUUUUGCUCCCAUGUUCGGGUGGUACAACCAUGACACCUUUUCAAAAACAACCAAUUCUACUCUAGAAUGCCGGUUUAUCGCAGUUAUCCCCUUGUCCUACCUGGUUUACUGCAACUUUUUUCUCUGCAACCUGCUACCUCUGUUGGUAAUGACUGCACUCUACGGCUACGUCUUCUCUACAAUUCGUGGAAACCUUCGAGAAAAACCAGGUGACAGUGCUCAACAUCAGUCCCGGAACUACUUAAAGAAAGAGAGAGCCCUGGCAGGAUCUCUGUCUUUGGUCCUGGCUCUGUUCGCCCUGUGCUGGCUCCCUCUCCACAUCAUGAACAGCAUCGAGUACUUUCACAAGUCAGGGGUCGUCCCAGGAACAGCUGUCCAUCUUGGAAUCUUGCUCUCUCAUGCUAAUUCAGCUGUGAACCCGGUUGUGUAUGCUUUCAAGAUAAAAAAGAUCAGGACGGCGUACCUAAUGAUCUGGAGACGGUUUGUUGCAUGUGGAAGAGAAAAGCAAGAAUCUCAGAUAAGCCAGACGACAGACAACAAUGUGAGCAGCACCAUGAACAGUGUGGCCAAAAUUUAGUGAAGGAAAAAUGGACAAACUUGUGUUUAAGUUUGUGUAUUUGACAAUCUAAGUACAUCAUGUAAAUAUUAAUACCCUCUUUAGGAUAUACUCUCUUGAUAGAUGUGUUUCUUCAUUCAACUGAUGUUUGCAUUUUUUCCGUGUAGUUUGUAAGCCGUCACAUGCUAUUAAUAGUCAAUAGAGUGAAAGUUCACAACCAGUACUGCUGUGUUUAGUUUGCUCAACACUUUUAUUUUGGAGCAUUAACUUCCUGUCUGUCAUCGACUGUCAGUCUUAAUGCUAUGAUGGAUGAUAAACUUUGCGAUCUACUUCCCUGUAAUGUCUGAAUAAAAUGUGUAAAACAGCAAAAAGUG
Messenger RNA from Xyrichtys novacula (pearly razorfish), 1823 nucleotides. The record is from the annotation of a GenBank genome assembly. NCBI's taxonomy places the organism in Eukaryota, Metazoa, Chordata, Actinopteri, Labriformes, Labridae.